Molecule: messenger RNA, 2918 nt
Organism: Clarias gariepinus (North African catfish)
Lineage: Eukaryota; Metazoa; Chordata; Actinopteri; Siluriformes; Clariidae
Gene: a1cf
Product: apobec1 complementation factor
Exons: 12
Coding region: 138-1964 (608 amino acids)
Cellular component (GO): nucleus
Molecular function (GO): mRNA binding
Source: RefSeq, a predicted model, not a curated record
GUGAUUACAGAAUCACCCCAGUGACAUGUUGCCCAGUUCACCAGAAUGAAGGACUGAGUCUUCCAUGUGGUGAUCUUCUGAAAAUUGCUCAGUGAGCACCCCUAAUUUUGCUGAUUUAUUGCUGAUAAUCACUCACAAUGGAAACCAAUCAAAAAUGCGGGGAUGGACUGACUGGCACGCAGAAAGAGGCUGCACUGCGCACUCUCAUCCAGCGCACAGGAUAUCAAUUACACCAGGAAAAUGGCCAGAGAAGAUAUGGAGGUCCACCACCUGAUUGGGAAGGCCCACCACCAGAAAGGGGCAGUGAGAUCUUUGUGGGCAAAUUACCUCGAGACCUCUUUGAAGAUGAGCUGGUACCUCUUUGUGAAAAAUUUGGCAAAAUAUAUGAAGUACGGAUGAUGAUGGAUUUUAACGGGAACAACCGAGGUUACGCUUUUGUCACCUUCGGUACAAAACAAGAAGCCAAGAACGCCAUGAAGCAACUCAAUAAUUAUGAAAUUAGGAACGGUCGUCUCCUGGGUGUCUGUGCAAGCGUGGACAAUUGCCGCCUAUUUGUGGGAGGUAUCCCCAAAACCAAGAAGAAAGAAGAGAUCCUGGCUGAAAUGAAGAAGGUGACGGAUGGUGUGGUGGAGGUGAUCGUUUAUCCCAGUGCCGCCGACAAGAGCAAGAACAGAGGCUUUGCUUUUGUGGAGUACGAAAGCCAUCGUGCUGCAGCCAUGGCCAGGAGGAAACUCCUACCAGGCCGGAUCCAGCUGUGGGGUCAUGCCAUCGCUGUGGACUGGGCAGAACCAGAAGUGGAAGUGGAUGAAGACACAAUGUCCACUGUAAAGAUCCUGUACAUCAGAAACCUGAUGCUGGCUACAACAGAAGAGACCAUUGAGAAGGAGUUCAAUGCCAUCAAACCUGGUUCAGUGGAGAGGGUGAAGAAGAUCAGGGACUAUGCUUUUGUACACUUCUCUCAGAGAGAAGACGCCAUUGCAGCUAUGAAUGCAUUAAACGGAAAGGUGAUUGAUGGCUCCCCUAUAGAAGUGACGCUGGCUAAGCCCGUGGAUAAGGACAGUUAUGUGCGUUACACUCGUGGCACAGGGGGACGAGGGACGGCCCUGCUGCAGGGUGAAUACGCCUACACACUGGGUCAGAUGUAUGACCCCUCAGCUGCCUACCUGGGUGCCCCAGUGUUUUAUGCACCUCAUGCUUACGCAGCUUUGCCCAGUCAGUUCCGCUUCCCCACUGCUAAAGGUCACGUGAGCGCUCGGGGUCUGGUGCGUCCACCCUCUGUCAGAGAAAUUUACAUGAAUAUGCCUGUAGGGGCGGCAGGUGUGCGGGGGCUGGGCGGUCGAGGCUACCUCGCCUAUGCGGGUGUGGGCCGUGGCUGCCCCACAUAUCAGCUAAAGUCUGACAAACACCCUGAGGACAAACUCUACGACCUCCUCCCGGGCAUGGAGCUCACACCCAUGAACCCUGUUACCCUGAAGCCACAGGGAAUCAAACAUGCUCCACAGAUCUUGGAGGAUAUUUGUCAGAAGAAUAACUGGGGUCAGCCAGUGUACCAGCUUCACUCUGCCAUUGGACCAGAUCAGAGGCAACUCUUCCUUUACAAAAUCACCAUCCCUGCUCUGGCCACUCAGUACCCUAAUAUACAUCCAUUCACCCCAGCUAAACUGUGUGCAGCAGUAGAUGAAGCCAAAGUCCACGCAGCCGAGCACACACUUCAGACUCUCGGUUUACACACAGAGGGCGCCGAUACUUCUGCUGCUGCCGCCGCCGCCGCCGCCGCUGCUGCUGCUGCUACUGCUGCUGUGGCAUUCCCAGGUUAUGCAAUCGCCAACACCGCUGGCACUGUGGGUGCUUCUCAGCUCAAACAAACUCUGUCUCUGGGGCAGGACCUGGCAGCCUAUGCCACCUACGAGGGCUAUCCAGCGUUCGCCGUCACUGCCCGUGGAGAUGCUUAUGGCGUAUUCUAAAAACCCAGAAGUAGCAUAGUGUCUGAGGCGACCAUUCAUAUCUGGAAUAUCCAUUCUCUAUGAAUGAAUGAAUGAGUUUUGUCUUUAGUUGAAGAGAGGUGAAUGCUAAUGUUGCUUGAAUGUUGUCCAGUUCACCUUUUGUUAUAAAGAACGCAAGUCAGGUUCUGUCUUAAAAUAUAUUUUAUAUAAAUUAUCUAGGAGAAAUAAGUCAUUAAAAUGUUUUUAAAAGAGACAAGGUUGUAAAACUUGAACCUUUUAUGGAAUUUCAACCGAGGUCUUUUAGGGUUAUUAAAACUGCCUUUAAAUGUACAGUUGUACAAACACACUGCUUCAUUGUUAAGGAUGUCAUAUUGCCAUAUAGCUUUGACAUAGAUUUCUUUCUAUUUAAGUUUUGUGCUAUUUGUGCAAGUGUUUCCGUAGUUACUUUUAAUUAAAAAAAUAUCUACAAGUAAAUAUAACAAAAACCUAUACAUACACUUUCAUAUUGUUAUGCAUUUUGUCGGUUCUGUUUUCUAUUUUAAAACUUGUCAUUAGAUUCGUCUUUUUUUUUUGCGUCAUAUGUUUUUGGUUUCUCUGUGCUAUGACAUUUAUAAUAAUGUUUCCGAGCUUGCUACCUACUAAAACCUUUAAAAAUCCCGCCUCAUCUUUUGUCGGAUGAAGAAUGUGACAUUGUGUCAGAUACCUAGAUGCCUGAACAGUGACAGUAUUAAAGUGUGUUUAGCACUUAGAACUUAUUUUUAUACCUGAAUUCCAACGCUAUUUGUAAGACGUUGUUUUGGGAUAUUGAAAAUCAUCUGUCUCAAUGACUGGCAUAAGAACUAGAGAGGAAAUCAGAAGAGGGCCACGGGGAUGUUUUAGAAAUUCCAAACAUCUCUGUGGUGUGUAAUGAGAGGGAGAAAUGGAAUAAUUUGGAUGUGUUGACUGGCUAUUAAUAAAUUCUGUUCAAUUCUGUGA